Messenger RNA from Setaria italica (foxtail millet), 1110 nucleotides. RefSeq lists its product as uncharacterized. The coding region runs from base 1 to 1110 and encodes 369 amino acids. The record is from RefSeq and is a predicted model, not a curated record. The transcript has a single exon. Gene Ontology annotation, molecular function: protein binding. Lineage: Eukaryota; Viridiplantae; Streptophyta; Magnoliopsida; Poales; Poaceae.
AUGGAGGACACCACGUCGACGGCGACGCAGGAACAGAGCUGGUCAUCCCUCCCGGCCGACCUACUCAAAACCAUCGUCAACCUACUACCAUGGUCCAGCCACCCGAGUUUCGCCGCGACAUGCAAGCACUGGCGUUCUGCGGUGUCGCCGUUCUACCCGGCGUGGAUCACCCCGAUCCUCCUCAACGCCACCGAUGUCGGCUCCACAAACAUCCGCUACUACAGCCCGUAUUAUCACAAGAAUUUUGAGGUCGACAAGACAUUGGAAACCCCUAACGCCAAUUUCAGUUGUGCAAACAGGCACCGUCUGACGCUGUGCCAGGAUGACGGUACUGAAUUAAUUGUUGUUCACACUAACCUCGUGACAGGCAAGACCUACAGCUUGUGUCCGCUGGAGCGCACAGGCUUUGACGUCUAUGAUGGCGCGCAACGAAUGUUCGGCAUCAACAGGCUCGAGAUAUACCGCGCCAUCGAGAGCGAUGGCGGUGGAUGGUACGAUUGGCAAUUCUCGGAGUACAACCAUGAUCGCCCAAGGCUUAACGUAUCGCCGAUGACGAACCCUGUCUUCCACCGCGGCUUGCUCUACCUGUUGGAUGUUGACGGGAGGUUGGCGGUGUAUGACGAUAGCCGACUCGACGAAGGAUUCAAGAUUCUUGACGUGCCCAAAGGCUUUGGUUUCGAGUGCGAUGGCUACUACCUGUUUGAGUCUGAUGAAGGCGAGCUCAUGGCCGUGCUCAUGGGCUACCGCGGGCCCCUUGUGCAUGUCGUCAAGCUCAACGAGCAAAAUAUGGAGUGGGAGGAGGUGAAGAGCUUGGAGGGACGGGCAUUGUUCACCGGCACCCUCACGACCACGAUGGUGAAGACCGGCAUGAAGUGGAUGCAGAACAAGAUCUUCGUCCCAAGGUUAUAUGAUUGGCCCGAAACAAUCCGCGUAGACCUCGUUGACAGGGAGGGUGAGCUAGCUUUCGUACCGCUAUCUGCUGGAGCUGCACAACACGGUGGCGCAGAAGGCAGAAACAUAUGGGCGUGUGGAUUGGGACCAGAAGAAGCACCCGAGUUUUGGGAGACCAUAAAGGUUGAUUACAGUAUCUGGGUCAAUUUUAGGAAUUGA